Oikopleura dioica is the source of this 1413-nucleotide messenger RNA. The record is from the annotation of a GenBank genome assembly. Lineage: Eukaryota; Metazoa; Chordata; Appendicularia; Copelata; Oikopleuridae.
AUGAAGACUGGACUAAUUCUCGCGUCAUUUAUUCAAGAUUCAUCAGCAAAUCCGCAUUCCCGGGUUCGUCGGCAAGGAAUCAAUCCUUCUGAAAAGGGAUUCUAUGGCUCUUGGGACUGGUUCAUCGACAGGAUUCAAAAAGACUCUGGAAUCACAACAACUAAGCGAGCAACAACAACUGCUCCUCCAACCUCGAACAACUUCUUCCAGCGAUCGUUGAGGACCGGGAAUUCCGGCUUUUCAAGUGGCAAUUCAAGACUUGCGCAAAGUGAAAAUCAAAACAGCUAUUCUUUCAAAGGAGCAAAGGGGAAGCAAGUUUUGGGAGAAGAUAUUCCUUGGUUCCAGGCGAAUCAGAAGCCUGAGAAGAAGUUCCAACAGCUUUUGUCUGAUGUAGGGAAGAGAGAAGAGUCUCCCUCGAAUAACCAGUUUUCAACAAGAUCUGGAAACGGAUUUUUCAAAAACAACGGCAUCACUAGAUUCCAAGCUGAUGGAGAUGCUCUGGUCAAGCCAAAGCCUGUUCAGUUCAUUGAUGACAUGGGUAGAACUGCUCUUCAGUACAACGCUUUUGAGGAGAUAGGAAGUGGAGAUUCCUCAGAAGACCGACCAAGGACAACGUCUUUUUCGGCUGAGUUGCCAAGCAUGUACAAGCCAGACUACACUGCCGAGAAGCCGUCCUCCUCUGAUUUCACCUUCCAGACCUCUGUAGAACGCAGCAGCUACGGUCAUGGUUCCUACAACUCUGCCAUUGACCAAUACGGCGCUUACGAUCCCAACUACGUCCCAACUCCGGUCGAGGACAACACUCCUAUUCCCGUUUCGCUGACUCAAGAAUGGCCAUCAAAUCCAAACGCUCUCGGGGGCGCAAUUUUCGAAGUCAUGAAUUUCAUUUUCGGCGAUGCUGGCACAUGCUACAUCAGACUUCCCGUCGCUGUCUACUGGUUUCACGUGUUCAAUGCUCACGUGGAUCCGAUUGGAAGCGACCCGUCAUCGGGUGUUUAUGCUCUUGUGGCGGCUAAUCAGGCGUUUGAGGAUUUCAUCGUUAAUUUCAUUGGCGAUGACUACCGCUUCGGAGCUGAGUCCAUUGAACUGAGCUGUGAUUCCACUCAAAAAUGGACAACAUCUCUUCUCUCUUUCCCAGGAAACACAAAUGGAGACAAGGCAAGAACCAAUGUCCGUGCCUACGAUGGAUUCGAUGGAAAGAAAGUUGUUAUCCAAUUUAUCUACGAUGUUGAGGGAUUCUAUGUUGACGACCCUAGAGUCGUUUUCGAACCUGCUUCAGGAGUGGGCAACACAUUCACGAUCAGCCAAAUUGACGGAACCUAUCUUGAAGAGCUCUGGUUUGGCUGGAACUACGUCCCAGGCGGAUGGUUUAGUGCUGCUGAUGUCCUUGUUGGAUAUUUUGAUGAUAACUAA